AUGAAAGUGGAAGACCAUCUGGCGGAGGAGAAGUUUGCACUCAGCGAGCGCAGCCAGAACAUGAUGGUCAGAGAUCGUGCUGUCCGACCUGUCUUGUUCCUGCCGCGCCGUCAGGUCGCCGCCGAGGAUGCAGCAGUCUUAAACCAGUUGCUCGCAGCCUACAAGCGAAUCGGCCUGAAGUUACCGACCUUGGACUUAUCCAACGCCUUGAAAGCCCAUCUCGACUGCCAGCAAGCCCUGGCUCUCGCAGGUGAAGAGCAGAUCGCUUCUCGGCUCAUCAAGGCCCGGGAAGAGCGUGAGCGACGGCACAACGAGAUAGAGAGGGAAGACGAAGAAAAAUCAAUCAUUGAACGCCACAAUGUGCUCGAUGCCAUCAGGGAAGUUGUGACUGGGUUUACGACAAUUCGAAGAUUGAAUCUUGGUUUCAGCAAGGUCCCGAUCACAGUGUUCUGUGGCUCAAGGGAAAGCCAGGGUCCGGAUCUCCUCACCAUUUCUCGACGGCUCCGCACAAGGUCUAGCAUCGACCUGAGCCAGGAGCGCGUCGCCAUCGAGUCGGCUAUUUCAUCCUUUGUUCACGCCACGAUUGCACAGAGCCCCCUCCUCUGUGAUACAGAAAGCAUUGACAAGAAGGUCAUAGACAGGAUUGAGCAGACCUUGUUAAGCAUGGCCGAUGGCAUGUUCCUCUGGGUCCGUCUGGUCGUCUCAACAAUCGAAAAUGCAUACACAGUGGAACAAAUGCUUCAGGCCCUCGACAGAAUCCCCCGGGGGCUGGAAGAUUUGGUAGUCGCAGAAAACUUGAGCUAUCGUCUGCUAACUCUAAAACUAGCUAUAACAAGCUCUUCGAGCGGUUCAAAACGUUGA
Molecule: messenger RNA, 861 nt
Organism: Exophiala aquamarina CBS 119918
Lineage: Eukaryota; Fungi; Ascomycota; Eurotiomycetes; Chaetothyriales; Herpotrichiellaceae
Exons: 5
Coding region: 1-861 (286 amino acids)
Source: RefSeq, a predicted model, not a curated record